Molecule: messenger RNA, 606 nt
Organism: Tarenaya hassleriana
Lineage: Eukaryota; Viridiplantae; Streptophyta; Magnoliopsida; Brassicales; Cleomaceae
Product: sm-like protein LSM36B
Exons: 4
Coding region: 140-415 (91 amino acids)
Biological process (GO): mRNA splicing, via spliceosome; maturation of SSU-rRNA
Cellular component (GO): sno(s)RNA-containing ribonucleoprotein complex; nucleolus; U6 snRNP
Molecular function (GO): RNA binding
Source: RefSeq, a predicted model, not a curated record
UCAUACGGGAUUUUUCUUACCACAGCUGGGUUUUUUCCUUCCCACUCAAUUGAACCACUUCGUGUUUCGUAGCUCUCUCACACGAUUUGGCGCCCCGGAAAGACGAGCUGAGUUCCUUUGCCUACCGCAGGGAAUAAUCAUGAGUGGAGCUGGAGAGAAAGCUUCUGGAACCACAAAAACGCCUGCAGAUUUCCUCAAGUCGAUCCGUGGGAGGCCGGUGGUUGUUAAACUGAAUUCUGGAGUUGAUUACAGAGGCAUUCUUGCUUGUCUUGAUGGAUACAUGAACAUAGCAAUGGAACAGACCGAGGAAUAUGUAAAUGGACAGCUGAAGAACAAAUACGGAGACGCUUUCAUCCGUGGAAACAAUGUUCUUUACAUCAGCACAACAAAGAGGACCUUGGCAGAUGGAGCCUAGCUAGCCUUGAUGUUACUACUAUCAAUGGUCACCCCGGUUGCCAUUUUUCUUAAUCUUCUCUCCCAUCUUUGCUAAAAACAGGAUCUUUCACUUGACCCGUUUUUGGAGAACCCGAUAUUAUCUCCGCCGAUACAUCGUAAUUUUGAAAUCUUUGUUUGAUUAAAAGGAAUGAGAUUCGACCCUAUGCAACA